Staurois parvus is the source of this 512-nucleotide messenger RNA. NCBI's taxonomy places the organism in Eukaryota, Metazoa, Chordata, Amphibia, Anura, Ranidae. The record is from the annotation of a GenBank genome assembly.
AUGUGCCACUUUCAGGUCUCCUCACACACUGCUGGUGUGUCGAAUUUUUUGACAUAGGGUGCUGGCAGAUUACGGGCCUCCCAUUGCUGCUGCCAGGCCCCUAAUCUGCCAUGGGCCCCUAUACCCGCCUCCUCAUGCUGCUGCCAAGUCCAGAGUCUCUCAUGGGUCCCUGUACGGCCUCCCAUUGCUGCUGUCUCCAUCGCCACACUCUGCCAUGUGCCACUUUCAGGUCUCCUCACACUGCUGGUGGUUUCCAUUUUGUCAUAGGGUGCUGUAUGGGCCUCCCAGCUGCUGCAGGCCCUAAUGCCCUCCACACUCGCCACACUGUGCACUCCACACUCUGGUUUUGGCCCCGUGACUGGCCAAAUGAGUGAAGUGUGUCCGGAUGAUUCUAAGAUGGACGGCACUCAUUGCUGCAUGUCAUACUGCUGACAGUAUUAUUUCUCUUUCCCCAGCAGACUGCAAGGUGGCUUGUUUUUAAAUUAAAGGUACAGUGUUCUGCACUAAUAUAA